CUGAUAAUGACUGAAUAGUUAGGUAUUUAGGUACGGAGUAGGUAAAGAUACCUACCUAUACUUAAGUUCACUAGUAGCUAUAACCUCCCUUGUUCUGCGGCCAAAUCUGUUGCCGAGUUUGCAUGUUUUGCUUCCGCCUGCAAACAGCAAUGACGCCAUGGAUUUACAAAAGUAAUUAAUUAUUCAUCAUCCAGACAACAACAAAAAGUUCCUGGCCUGGGGAAAGAUAAUGUCUGCACUUGACAGCAGGAUUUAUCGCUUACAGGCACACCUGGGCGAGUUUCACCAGCAAAUAAAUGAUCAGAUCGGAUCCAACUUCCACCAGGAAGCUGACCAAAAGAGCUCAAUUGAAUACUUAACGAAACUCGAAAAGAUUCUCGAUUCUCUCUCCAUCAAAUCCAAAACCCAGCCGGUCCGGCCCAUCGACAAACUUGUGGAUUUGCUCUCCAAUUUUCGCCAUGACCUUACCGUAUUAGAGGACCAGGGCUCGAACCUAGACCCUUAUGUGUAUGAGCUUUUAUGGCUUGUGGCAGCGAAGGCCUCGACGCAGACACUGGCCAUAAUCUGGACGACCCUUUCCGAAAACCUGCUUUCCGUCAACGACGAAAUUAGAUAUUGGGACGGUAUUCUGGAGUUUGAUUGGUAUAUUGGGCUUUAUAUUUUACAGACAUCCCCCCUUCGGUUAUGGCGUGGAUUACUGAAAGCCGGUCUCUUUGCUAUAUCUCCUCAAACUCACGAGGACAACUCUAAUACAGGAGAAAACACAUUUAUUCCUGUUUCUACUCUGUGGGUACAGUUUUAUACCUCAGUACAACGGUGCAUUUAUCCGUCGGGGCUGUCAUCGUUCCGCCCUGGGAUAUUCUCGCCGCUAGUCCGAUCGAAGCUAGAAAUACAGCGGAAACGGAGGUAUCUCAAAUCCCGGAGAGAUUUUAACGCCAGCAGCAUUGGACUCCUCAUGGAAGAGUGUAUGUGUCUUGGACCGAAGACAUCGCUGGCAGAUGGAAAAGACCCCGUGCUCGCCAAUUGCACUUUGCAUAGAAUUGUAUCAAAAAGCGUUUGCUUAAUGACAUCGAUCCUACAAUAUGGGAGCAAUGAUGAGGUUCUAGAGCUCACGAAGGCCUUUACUGCAGAUAACGACUUGGGAUCUUACGUAAAUAAGAACAAGGGAAAGGCCGCUCUCAAGGACGUUCAAGAUGUUGUCGAGCAGCUUCUUUAUAUUCUGAACGAUCUUCUUCCGAAGUACCAGAGAUUCUCGACCAAAGCCAUCAGCGAAAUUGGGCGACCUCCAAUCACGGUUCGAUACUGGCUACCCCUUUCCCUUGCGUUCCUCUCGGCAGGUACAUCGUUCACACUUCUAAAAAGUUUGGGGCCUGCGCUUGUUGACUGGGUUGUCAAUGCCGGAUCAACUGCCUUUGAAUUUUGGACCAAUUGGGUUGUAGAACCGACCUGGAGGUUGAUCCGGACAAUUCGGCAUGAUGAAACAAGCGAAAUCGCAUUAAUGAGUAAGAAUAGCCUUGAAGCUGACCGAGCAAGCUUGGAGAGGAUGGUUGUCGACUUUGUUCUCGAUCGCGGGGGAAAAAGAGAGCCCUUGUUAUCCGCCAACACCAUCGCGGACAAGGUUAGGGAAGGUGACCUAACGCCGGUACUUAUGGCCUACGAAAAAGAUUUACGGAGUCCUUUUAUAGGCACGGUCCGAGGUGACCUAGUCCGCGCCCUUUUGAUUCAGAUCCAGAAGACCAAGGUCGACGUUGAAAUAGCAAUGAGCGGGAUCGACGCUCUCUUAAAAAGCCAGGAACUCGUUUUUGGAUUCGUUGGUUUGACUCCAGGGAUUCUUGUCUCAUACGCCUUCAUUCGUUGGUUUUGGGGUCUGCUUGGUAGUAGAAAGGGAUUUCAAGUUGGUAGACGACAGAAUGAUUUGAGAUACGCCUUGAGGAAUAUUCACCGAAUUCUUACCUUGUCUGUUCCUACCGCCAAUGGUCUUCUCACGUACAGAAACCACGGCCUUUUGAUAAGCAAUGCGGAUACCCUCCUACGGAAAGCAGAAAUAGUCCUUAAGGGCGAGGAUUUCUAUACAUUCCAAGAAGAUAUCAGUGAUUUAAUCAACGAGAAUCGGGCUGAUCUGCAGCUAAAGAUUAUUGAACGGAUGACAUGGACUUAUUCGAAGUGGACUUAACCCACGACCUACCGUGGUUAUAUAUGAAUGUAUCUUUAGUGGAUGGCGAGGGUCUAGAAUACACUGUUUAUUGGAAGUUAUCAGCAACUUUUCCAUUCUCA
Messenger RNA from Aspergillus ochraceoroseus IBT 24754, 2274 nucleotides. RefSeq names its product NCA2 family protein. Lineage: Eukaryota; Fungi; Ascomycota; Eurotiomycetes; Eurotiales; Aspergillaceae. Gene Ontology annotation, cellular component: mitochondrial outer membrane. Bases 230 to 2173 code for a protein of 647 amino acids. The transcript has 4 exons. The record is from RefSeq and is a predicted model, not a curated record.